CCCCCCUUCCAUGAACCAAAUCAGUCCCAUCUCACACUCCACCUCCACAUCUUCCCCUCAGGUAGUUUUGCAAUGCUUUUUCCCACAUCUGGUAGGAAGCUGCAGUAGGGUUCCCUCUCCCCAGUAUAGGCAGGAGGCAGCUCCAAGGGCUCUCAGCUCCCACACCUCUGUCCCUAUGCCAGCUGUUGCAGGGGCAGAAGCAAAAAAGCUGAGCUGUUGUUUCCAGAAGGGAUGGAAGAAGGAGGGAAUGGAGAUGUUAUGAGCUGCUACUCUUUGCACUUUCAGGGCUGGAGACCAUGGUACCUGAAGCAACACCUGAAUCUGGGUUCCUGCCCUGGAAGCCUGAUUUGUGAGAACUGUGAAUGGGUUGAAUCUGCAUGUGUGAAUCCUAAGGUACUUUCUGUUGAAUCUGCUAAUGCCAAUGCAUGUAAAGUUUUACUUUUUGUUUCUGAAAUAAUCAAAGCUGUUUGCUGGAGGCUGUACUGCUUUGGGCAUUUUCCCUGGUAACUUUGGAUUCAGGGUGUCAGCUUCAGUCUCUAGCUCUGCCACAGACUCCCUGCAUAACUCUGGGCAAGGUGUUUAGCCUCUCUGUGUUUCCAUUUCUCAGCUGUGAAAUGGAGAUAACAAUCCUGCCCUGUCAGGAGCUUGUGAACAUAAGCAAGCUCAGGUGCUCAGAAGCUGUGGUAGUGAGGAGGGUCCUAUGAGUAGAUAGGGGGUGGUAGACUGGUAGCAUGCAGAGACAGUUGAAAGGAUAGUACCAAGUGUCUGAGUGCUGGACAAGGGGUUCCUAGCCUGCAUCUAAUUUGUCUGUGCACGGUCCCUUGGUACGUAUGGCUGUGCCUGAUGCAGAGCUGUGCAUAUGAACUGGAGUAUGGAAAGUUUCCCUGUACUUGGGCAAUAUUAAUUCCAUAUUCAUGCACAUGGAGAGAUCCCUUAGUGGCCCUUCCGCUCAAACACUGCUGGAUAGAAGAAUGCCAGAGCCAGGAGGUCCUGCUGAGACUCUUGUCCUGCUGAAUGUUAUCUGCUUCUCUUCAAAAGAUCUUGGGUUGUGGUGAUCCCAGGAACUGUGGAGAACUGAAUACCAGGUGAAUUCUGCAGGCCAGGGGAUGGAGCAAAAGCCUGUCUCUUCCUAGACUGGGGUAGGUUAGGGUGCCUAGGCUGAAGGGCUAUCAAAGGCCAAACCCAAGGCAUUCAGUCAGCCACGUUGUGCUUUGCAGUACCCUGCCUGAGAUGAACAGAAACAGAUCAGGUUGUUCCCCUGCAAAUGGCUGGCAAGUGAAAGAGCCCCAGCCAGUGAUAAUAACAAAGCUGCUGUGUGCUCCAGCCAACAGUUUGCUCAACAAAAAUAUUAUACUGUUAUCUGUGAUUUAUAGUAGUAGCCAGCACCAAUAAAUCAAUUACCCCAGGAUCCCAGCUUUACCAAUAAAUCACUCACCAACACAUUGGCCUAGUGCUCAUGACCAUGCCAUCCCGAUGCCCUGGUACAGUGUUGGGGAGGCCAGCAAAAUUCUUCAGCUACUAAUUAGCUAGCGGGCAUAUGGGGUGAAAUAUUUCUUUAGCAGGGAACUGAUAAGUUAAUGGCUCUAAAUGUGCUCUUGGUUUUAGCUGGACAGUUUAAAAGCCAGAGAAUAGGUGGAUAAAAGAAUAAGAGUGGCUCAUGGUGACAAAGCAAAGCUCAGAGCGCACUUUUCCAGGGCUCCAUGGAAAUCUACAGUGACUGUGAGGUCCAGGAGAGCUGUACCGAUGGAAGUGGAGGAGAGGUCUGUAGACAGUCUCAGGAGGCCAUAGUGUCCAGUCCCGCAGCUGAAUCAGGAGGCUGUUUUCAAUGGGGAGGCUUGUGUCUAUAGCAAGCUCCCACCGUGGCCAGGCAUCUAUUGUUUGCACAAGGGUUGUUUGAUAAGCAUUAUGUUCUUCAGAAGAUGCCUACUCCAGGAGUCAAAAUAGCAUGAAAUUUAAUUUUAUGCCUAUUUGACAAAGCUUGAUUUCACCUCCAAUCAGCAGUGGCGAUAAGAGCCCUCGGCACAAGUGUGCAGGGUAGUUUGGCAGCUGUGACUGUGGAUUUAAUAGGUGAAUCGACAGGAACAGCACUUGAAAAUCCCCAGGGUAGUCAACCAUUAAGGUGAGCCCUAUCUUCCAUCCCCCAGCUCCCUUUCUGCAGUGUUCUCUGGUUGCUGGGCACUAAAGCAAACCAAAGCUCUGUUUACUGAGUCUACUAUUACAAUACAGCUACCAAAUAUUUGCCAGCCGUCAGCGCUGCUCCACCACUAUAAAUACUUCAGCCCCAGAUGGAAAGACUGCCAGGGGCAGGAGCUGGGAGCCCAUGCAUGGCGGGACUGUGGCGGUUCGAGUGAGUCCAAAGGCCGGUGGUGUCCAUCUCUAAGUGAGCUGAGAUGGCUGCAGGAGUAAUCAGGAACCCAGCAGAGUUCAGACUGCCCACUUCCUUCCAGCACUCAUUUCUCCACCCUGCUGUCCACCAGGAUAGGGACUUUCAAGAAUUGUCUGAGGAGGAGGAAGAUGAGGAGGAGGAGGAGGAGGAGGAGGAGGAGAUGGAGGAGGUGGAAUCACAGGGCAGUCCCACUGCUCCCAUUCCUGGUGGAGAAAGGCAAGAAGUCACAGCCACUGCCAGCCUACAUGAUGCAGAAAUGACACUACAGCUCCUCAGGUUCUCAGAGCUGAUCAGCAGUGACAUCCAGAGGUACUUUGGGAGGAAGGACAAGGAGGAGGACCCUGACUCCUGCAACAUCUAUGAGGACUGCUUCUCCCCACAAAGAUCGGGGCGGGAGCUGUACUAUGCAGACCUGAUGCACAUUGCCCAGAGUGGGGAACUGGAUGAUGAGGACUCCCACAGUGCUCAGGUGCCCUUGGGGCAGCUAGACCAGCAGGUUUGGAGGUCCAUUUGUAACAAGGAUGGAGGGCAGAAGCUGGGACCACUGGCUGAGCUCUUUGAAUAUGGCCUGAGGCAGUACAUCAAGCAGACAGUCUCUGACAGCAGAAGGCUGCGGCUGGAGAAGAAGUAUGCCCACAUCACCCCCAUGCACAGGAGGAAGCUGCCACCAUCCUUUUGGAAAGAGCCCUCUCCUGGCCCUGCAGGCAUCCUCAACACAAACACGCCUGACUUCAGUGACCUCCUUGCCAACUGGACUGUUGAGCCUGGGCAGGAGCUGCCCAAUGCCAGCAGGGAGCUCGCUGGUGAGCUGGGCCGGCAGGCUAUGGAAGCUGAUCAGUUCAAUGUGCUGUGAGGCAGAGGUGCCAGGGCUCCAGUCAGCUUCACUGAGUCCCAUAGGCUGGGACCAAGCUAGGGGCUGCUGGAAGGAAGCUACAUGCUCCUAAGGUACUGAGGAGUUUGUCCAAAUGGGAAUUUGCACACCCUGCCACCUGCCCUGUCCCAAGUGACUGUGGGUAAGACUGCCAUAUUUCUUCUUGUGCCCACUUUCUGCCCCAUUCUAGUUUGUAGGCAGCACACAGGAACCAGGCUGAUGCCUGGCGCAUUAACCUUGGGCCUUACCUUGCUCCUGCUUUUUAAGUAUGAUGGGCUUUGGACUUCUCCCAGCUGCAGCAUCAGCCUUUGUGUCAGUCCCAUCAAACUACCCAUGUCUGUGUGCUCUGCAGGGACGGCAAGGAUACUGGGCAGUGUCAAGCUGCAGCUGCCGCCAUAUGAUAGCCACAUCCUUGCCAUGUGCCACCUUGGUUAAUGAUAAAACUGGCUUUGCUUUUACAAGAGAGGGUUCUAAUGCUGUCAGUGGGGCUUUGGAAAGGUGCCAUGUGGGACUUUCUCAGCUGGGAUGUGCCAAGGCCUGAGAGCUGCUGUAGCAAGGAACACGUUUAAUUUUAUUUUCCUCUGAUUGUAACAGGAAUGACUAGGGUGAAUAAACCCUUCCUUGCAGUG
Molecule: messenger RNA, 3886 nt
Organism: Alligator mississippiensis (American alligator)
Lineage: Eukaryota; Metazoa; Chordata; Crocodylia; Alligatoridae
Gene: PERCC1
Product: proline and glutamate rich with coiled coil 1
Exons: 2
Coding region: 2391-3239 (282 amino acids)
Source: RefSeq, a predicted model, not a curated record